Alternaria hordeiaustralica is the source of this 312-nucleotide messenger RNA. RefSeq lists its product as uncharacterized. The record is from RefSeq and is a predicted model, not a curated record. The coding region runs from base 1 to 312 and encodes 103 amino acids. The transcript is spliced from 2 exons. NCBI's taxonomy places the organism in Eukaryota, Fungi, Ascomycota, Dothideomycetes, Pleosporales, Pleosporaceae.
AUGUGCGGCCCCGGUCCUCUGGAAAAGCUCUACUUUCAUGGCUGCUUCAUCGAUCCGUUCUUUGCCCUUACCACCGAAGCCGAAAGAAUGGACUGUCUUACCGAAAACGUGAUGAGCCCGCUAAAAGAUAUGAAGUAUGUUUACUUGGAUAAGUUCAGAACGCUCGACGAGGACCAAAAGCGACACUUCAAACGCUGUAUGAGCAAGAUCACGGCAUAUCUGGAAGAAAUGAAUGAGUGGGUCGAUGAGAUCGAGGUGGAACUUGAGGAGAAGGCUGGCAUACGGCGAUGGGAUUGUAAGGUGGAAAAGUAG